Molecule: messenger RNA, 2064 nt
Organism: Cuscuta epithymum
Lineage: Eukaryota; Viridiplantae; Streptophyta; Magnoliopsida; Solanales; Convolvulaceae
Source: the annotation of a GenBank genome assembly
UGGGUGAAGUUGCUGAAUUGGGUAAAGGGCGAGUUAAGUUUAAGAAAACCCUCAAUAUCAUCACCGCCUCCACCCUGCGUUCUUUCUGGAUCUUGACCAUCGAUCCCCACAGACCACGGUAUGUUUUCGCCGAACGCCACCAUCAUCACGGAGGCUUAUCACCGUCAAUCACUUCUUCUGAGAGUUUUGGGAACCUUCCCAAUUCAUAUGAAACUCAUCAGCAUGCAUACAUUUUUUUAGUACCAAGUAUUUUGAUGCAAUUUUUAGCUGGCAUUCUUUUGUCACUUGUAUCUAAUGCAUCACACAUUCUUGGGGCCCGAUACACUACUUCGGAAGGAUCUUCAAGCAUUCAAGGCCAUGUCAGCUAACACUUCUGAAGAGAAUCAAAGGGAUUUUGGGGGAUUGUCGAAAAUAAAUAAUUCAAUUGAUGGAUGCUCUUCUGCUGGUAAUUACAAUGGGUCAUUAGACAAUCGUGAAGUAGAUAAUUAAUCUGGGAGGGAGAGAAUGGAGAAACUUUUGAGAAAUGCAGCUAUAGACAAUUAUUCAAGCCAGCUCACUACAGGAACUGCUAUAUCAGUGGACGUCUCUGAUAUUAAGCCACCUAAUGUUAAUGAUAUAUAAGCCAAAGUCGAAGCACCUUAUGGACACGUAGGUCGGAUAAUCAAAACCUCAGAGGGUAAGAUGGCCAUAAGUUCCUCCUGAACAGAUGAUAUUGCUCAUAUGCAUACUUUGGAGGUUAAAUGCAGUGAAACUGCCAGCUUGUGUCUACAGUCAUUUGAUGAAACGAUGCCUUAUGUCAUGUGUUUGUAUCUGGAGUGUACCACAGGGUUCAUAUUUGAUCAUUAUGAUACACAAUUACAUAUCCAUACAAGAAAUAUGGACUAAGCAAGAUGAUGAAAUGUAAAGUGAUGAAAUAUCCAGGGCUUAAAAAGGCCGUAGAUUGACGCUGAAGGAUUCAAAUGCUGUAUCCCCAAUUGAAAAGACAAUGAGUUCUUCACGGCAAGAACUGCAUCUGUCUGUUCAAGCUCUAUAUCUGACGAACAAUUUGGUGAAAAGCCUGUCCCAAUUUGGUGAUGAACAAUCGAACUUGAAAGUGUUGAAGGUUUGGCAUGAAAGGAUGAUACUUCCUGAAUCAGUCAUUCUCCCUCUCAUAACAGAGCUCCAGUCAUUCUCCCUCUCAUAACAGAGCUUCAGUCAUUCACCCUCUCAUAACAGAGCUUCAGUCAUUCGCCCUCUCAUAACAGAGCUUCAGUCAUUUUCUGGUUUUUCUUCUGGUGUGCAGUCUCCCGUCCCCCUUUAAGCACAGAGAGGUCUUUUGAUGAUCCAAUUCCAGAAAUUUAGGGUAUGAUGGUAGCUGAAUAUGGAAGCACAAUCAGCCGCUCCCCUCAGUUGGCCGCCCCUUCAACCGACCGGCCGUCAUCAUCAUCAAUUUAUCUUUUCCCUUCGUCAACCACAAUGGACUCGAAAUAGAUGAAUUGCGCCAGAUUGGAGAAAACUGAUAGAUGAAGUGCGCCAGAUAGGAGAAAACUGAUCUCAAUCCUUCGCUGCUUUUCAAAUUUGUGCGGCUAGUUUGCCAAUAUUAACGUAUCAUCUUCACUUGGAUUCAACCAUGGAAAUUGAGGCAGCCAACUCCGAUGUGAUGAUGGAUUCAUCUCCUGAGGUUUUUAAUGAGGCAUACACACAGUACCAUAAUUCAUUCAAGAAGUUAGCAACCAGAUUGGAUUAAAAUGGAUUCAACAAGAAGACCUGAAGUGAUGCAGUCAACAGGGAGAGUAUAUAUGAGCUGCACUCUUUUUCCCUUGACCAAGGUUUUUUCCCACUGGGUUUUCCUCAGCAAGGUUUUUAACGAGGCAACAUUACCAAAAUGUAUAAAGAGAGAAUGCAUAUUUUUCUUGUAAUGUAUUUUUAGCAAUGUACAUCCAAGGGGGAGUGUUAUGUAAUAUGUGGAUGUCCAUUACUCUCCCCGACCCAUGUAUUCGGCCCACUUAUCUAGUAACCCUAAUCCCCCUGUAUAAAUAUGUGUUAUAUGCUAAUGAAGAAUUAAGCUUUUGGCCUUGUUCAUAA